Brassica napus (rape) is the source of this 753-nucleotide messenger RNA. RefSeq lists its product as uncharacterized. NCBI's taxonomy places the organism in Eukaryota, Viridiplantae, Streptophyta, Magnoliopsida, Brassicales, Brassicaceae. The coding region runs from base 1 to 753 and encodes 250 amino acids. The record is from RefSeq and is a predicted model, not a curated record. The transcript has 3 exons.
AUGGAGAUGAUAAGCGAGUUUAAACAGAGCAUGUUAAAGAGGUUUGAGAUGAGUGAUCUUGGACUUUUGACUUAUUAUCUCGGUAUAGAGGUCUUGCAAUACAAUGGUGGUAUCACGAUGAAGCAGGAGAGUUAUGCAAAGAAGAUCUUGGAGAAGACAGGAAUGAUCGAAUGUAAUGCAAUUCAAUCUCCGAUGGAUGCAGGCUUAAAACUAUCAAAGGCAGAAGAGGAGGCGGAUGUAGACGAGAAGGAGUAUCGAAGAACUAUUGGUUUCCUUCGCUAUCUUGUACACACUCGACCUGACCUAUCUUACUCAGUUGGAGUGUUAAGAAGGUAUAUGCACAAGCCCAAAGAGACACAUACCGCAGCCUUGAAGCAAGUUCUCCGUUAUGUACAGGAAACAUUCGCAUUCGGUCUUAACUUUCAGAGAUCAAGCAACACGACACUGAAACAAGAUACAGUCGCCUUAUCCUCUUGUGAAGCCGAGUUUAUGGCAGCUACUGAAGCUGCAAAACAAGCUAUUUGGUUGCAGGACCUAUAUGCUGAAGUAAUGAAGAAAUCAUGUGAGAAAAUAGUGAUUCGAAUAAACAAUAAGUCAGCCAUUUCUCUCACGAAGAAUCCGGCUGACAUAUUGACAAAAGCUUUAGGAAGAAUAAAAUUCAAGGAGAUGAGAGAUCUUGUUGGAGUUCAAGAUCUAAAGCAUAAUGACUUCAAGUUUAAAGGGGAGAAUGUUGGAGAUAAACUUGAAGAAUAA